Molecule: messenger RNA, 2503 nt
Organism: Wallemia mellicola CBS 633.66
Lineage: Eukaryota; Fungi; Basidiomycota; Wallemiomycetes; Wallemiales; Wallemiaceae
Product: tRNA pseudouridine synthase D
Exons: 3
Coding region: 226-1953 (575 amino acids)
Biological process (GO): pseudouridine synthesis
Cellular component (GO): nucleus
Molecular function (GO): pseudouridine synthase activity; RNA binding
Source: RefSeq, a predicted model, not a curated record
AAAAUUUUGAAGAGAGAAAAUGACGGCAACUUGGAUGAUAGUCAGUCACAAAAGAAGCCACGGGUUGAUCACACACAGCUCCCAGAAACUGAAGUAGAGAAGAUCUAUGAGGAGUACAAAUUAGACCAAAAUCUGCCACCAUCUACACAAAUAUUGAGAAAUGAUUACGGUGUACCACAAAAGACACUUUUCCUUCAAGAAGCAGAUGCUGGUAUACUCGAAUAUAUGGACAAAAAUGUUUCAGCUGUAUCCGGUAUCAUCAAGCACCGUUUCACCGAUUUCUUUGUUAAUGAGAUUGACAAGAAGGAUAACGUCGUCAGAUUGACUGAUAUUGGCCUCCCAGAGGAUGAACUCGUCGAAUCACGUGAAAAAGCACGUUUAGAGGCUGAGAAAUUGGAUGUAAAGUCAUGGCCAGAAGAUGCUACUGAAAGGCUCACGCCGAAACUUGGUCCUACCGUAACAGAAAAGAUUAAGGAGCUCACCUUGAAGGGUCCUUCCGAUGAAAUAGUUAUGACAAAUCCACUUGGUGAUGACAAAGAAGCUAGAAAGGAAGUUCAUGACCUGCUGAGAGCCGUUUUAGGUGGUCGUUUUGAAACGUCUUCAACUCAAUCAUCAGAAAUAAGUAUUAAGUGGUGUAGAGGUGGUAGACCACGUAGAGAGCAACAUCCUUACGAUAAAGAAAAGCCAUAUAUUCACUUUGUUUUGCAAAAAUCAAACAGAGAUUCGUCAGAUGCAGUGAAUCACUUAUCCAGAAUGAUAAAAGUCAAAGACAAGCUUAUGAACGUAGCAGGUACUAAAGACAAGCGUGGUAUCACCACUCAGAGGUUAUGUAUUAAAAGGGGCAAUAUGACAUUACAAGAUGUCUGGAAGAGAGUUAAUAACGCAGGUACCGAAAACCAAAAGGAAAAGAAAAAGGUUAGAAGAACCAUCCAGGAGGCACUCCAAGAGAGAGGUGAAAGAGGCUGCAGAAUUGGAAAUUUAACCUACGAGUCUGAAAAUUUCGCACUUGGAGACCUCAACGGUAACAGAUUUGGUAUUAUUUUGAGAGAUGUCGAAAGUGACGGUGAAGAUACGAUCAAUGCAUCAUUGAAAGUCCUUGCAGAAAGAGGAUUCAUCAAUUACUUUGGUAUGCAAAGAUUCGGUACAUCAGUGAUUCCUACACAUUAUAUUGGAUGGCUACUCCUCAACUCAGACUGGGAAGGCGCAUGUGAUAGCAUUUUACGUCUUAGACCUAAUGAAGAUGAUGAUUGCGUGAAAGGAAGAAAGGCGUGGUUGGACGACAAGAAUGGCAAGGAAGCACUCAAGUUGUUACCAAGGAAGAUGGUUGCUGAGAGAGCGAUUAUCGAACACCUCCACAAAUCAAACCGUGAUUUCCUUGGUGCAUUGUCCAGAAUACCUCGUAAUUUGCGUACUAUGUACGUACACGCAUAUCAAUCAUACAUCUGGAAUUCUGUUGUCAGUGAAAGAAUGAGAACAUUCGGACUCAAAGUUGUUGCAGGAGAUGUAGUUUCUGCAGGUGAAGAUGUCAAGAGAGUAGAAGAAGGUGAAGAAGACAAAUACAGCAUAUAUGAUGUCUUGAUGCCUUUACCAGGACAUGGUGUUUUGUACCCUACUGGUAAACUCGGUGAAAAGUAUAAGGAGAUGCUUGAAAUGGAUCACCUGGAUUAUCAGAAGUUAUGGAGACCACAGAAGGAAUUCUCAAUGGAGGGUGGAUAUCGAAAAAUCGUACAUCUUCCUAAAGAUGUUACGUGGUCUGUCAUCCAGUAUGCGUCAGACGAUGAGCAGUUGUUGAAGUCAGCAGAGGAAGAACUCCUAGGAUUAGAUCUCGAGACUGUAGAGGGUGAAAGAAAACACACCGCAGUUUCGAUGGCGUUCAAUCUAGGUAGCAGUACAUAUGCUACAAUGUUGUUACGUGAAGUACUCAAAGGAAAUGAGAAGAGAAACCAUUCAUGAUGAUGUAAUGCUAAAUAUAUUUAAUUUUUGCUUGUGGCACUGUCUAGUCUAUCUAAAAAUGACUGUGUAGCCUUGAUGGAGUGCUUUCUGAUGUUUCUAGCGUCUGUAAAUUCUGAAGGGAGAGUCAUGGAGUCUAGUUUGAGGAUUGACUGAAGAAGGAGUUCCUGUAAGACGAGUUUGGACUGUUCCGUAGGUGUGACUUCAUAUUCCUUGAGCUGUGGUUCUAGUGGAAGUACUUGAGUGUUGAGAAUGCUCUCUAUAUCUGCAAUGAAUUGCUGCUGGGUGUCGAUGUUGAGCUUCUGAGUGACCAAGACCAUAAUAGUCGCAUUACUUGUAAUCUUCAAGUCAUCGAGCGUUCUAUUGAAAUCCCUUAUAACCAAUCCUUUAUAGAUCAGCUUCAGUUGAUUUUCACGAAGCGUCAAUCUGCUGGCGAGCUGUGCGACUAAACUAGACAGGCGUUCUGUAGAGCUGCUAUAGUUAAUAGAGAUAAUGCUACCUUUGAAACUAAAAUUAAUUUUUUUGUUAUUAAACAUUCUGUAGCUGAGUAAAC